AUGAUGGGACGAUUUGACGACAACAUUCCCAAACGAUUAUUCGACAAUUUCCACUUUGUCGACUUCCACAAGGUGAUGUUCAACGCGCCGAACCCAGAAGCGUCGUUUGCACUGAAUGCCCUCAUGGAAAUUCCGGAUCAAUACAAAGCAAUUAAGGAGCUCGGGCUGUUGAAACACAGUCGAAGGGGAUAA
Molecule: messenger RNA, 192 nt
Organism: Ostertagia ostertagi
Lineage: Eukaryota; Metazoa; Nematoda; Chromadorea; Rhabditida; Trichostrongylidae
Source: the annotation of a GenBank genome assembly